Messenger RNA from Zophobas morio, 1113 nucleotides. Its product is annotated as WD repeat domain-containing protein 83. Bases 155 to 1072 code for a protein of 305 amino acids. Gene Ontology annotation, molecular function: protein binding. The transcript is spliced from 3 exons. Gene Ontology annotation, cellular component: catalytic step 2 spliceosome. NCBI's taxonomy places the organism in Eukaryota, Metazoa, Arthropoda, Insecta, Coleoptera, Tenebrionidae. The record is from RefSeq and is a predicted model, not a curated record. Gene Ontology annotation, biological process: mRNA splicing, via spliceosome.
UCCUGUAGAAGUUGCCUGUAAAAUGGGUUAGGCAAUCCAAAAAACACCAGGGGGUUACAUAACCUAUAACUUUCAUCACAAUAAUAUAACCUGCAAGUGGUAUAAAAACAAAUACUAUUCAACUUUUUUAAACACACACAAAAACGCAAAAAAGAUGGAUCUGAGUUGUUUGAAUACAAUAGAUUGUCAACAAGGCGCCGUGAGGGCUGUCCGUUUCAAUGUGGACGGCUCCUAUUGCAUGACCUGCGGCUCCGACAAGAAACUCAAACUCUGGAAUCCAUACCGUAGCCUUCUGCUCAAAACUUAUGGAGGCCACGGCAACGAAGUACUGGACGCUUGUGGUUCGUGCGACAGCAGUCAGAUUGUUUCGUGUUCGUCUGAUAAGUCGGCGAUUGUGUGGGACGUCUCCACUGGACAGCCGUUACGUAGACUACGAGGACAUGCCGCAUCAGUAACUUGUGUUAAAUUCAACGAAGAAUCUUCUGUUGCCGUGACGGGGAGUCUAGACAAUACGGUGAUGUGUUGGGAUGUUAAAUCGCGGAACACUAGCCCCAUACAGACACUUAAAGAAGCCAAGGACUGUAUUACGUCAGUUCAGGUCACAGAUCAUGAGAUUCUAACAGGAUCAGUUGAUUGCUCUGUGCGGAGGUACGACUUGAGGAAUGGGAGUUGCCAUGCUGAUUUUGUGGGGGCUGCUAUUACGAGUGUUAGUUUUUCACAUGAUGGACAGUGUAUUUUGGUGGGGUCUGCAGAUAGCACAGUUCGAUUGCUAGACAAGAAUUCAGGCGAGUUGUUGGGAGAGUAUGUAGGGCACAAAACUCAGGAUAUGAAUAUCGAAAGUGGUAUUAUAACAAGUGAUAAUCAUGUGUUGUCAGGUUCAGUGACAGGAGAACUGUUUUGUUGGGAUUUGGUUGGUGGAAACGUUGUGAAAAAGUACACUCACACUUCUAAAAAAGUUUUGAACUCGAUUAGUAUUCAUCCCACACAAGACAUUGUUUUAACUGCAUCUGUACAGACGAUAAAAGUUUGGGGCAAAGCUGAAAAUGCGCCAGAAAAUGUGGUAAAUGUAUGAAUAAAGUGUAUAUUUUCCUAAAAAUACAAACAUAACAAGUA